This is a messenger RNA of Rhipicephalus sanguineus (brown dog tick), 3649 nucleotides long. RefSeq names its product putative polypeptide N-acetylgalactosaminyltransferase 9. Bases 339 to 2282 code for a protein of 647 amino acids. NCBI's taxonomy places the organism in Eukaryota, Metazoa, Arthropoda, Arachnida, Ixodida, Ixodidae. The transcript has 13 exons. Gene Ontology annotation, cellular component: Golgi apparatus. The record is from RefSeq and is a predicted model, not a curated record.
UUCUCCCGUGGGCUCCUCUGCAUUCUGGAUAAGGCUCGGUGCGGUGCGUGUGGCGGUGUUGCCUGGUGUUGCGUUGUGUGUAGCGGUCGUGCGGGGGGCCCUGCCAUUCGGAUUGGGUGCUGCCGCCGGUGAUCGCCCGAGAACACUUCUGCUUGAGUUCGAUAUGGCUAGCGUUCGGACACUUACGUAACCAGGGGUGCGUGCAUUCUCAGAAACUCGCCCAGCCCAACGGCAGUGCUUACGCCGCACAGAAACUUCGCCGGCGGAUGCUGCCUCGACUGUUUCGGCAGGCGGCCCGAGGAGAGAGGUGGUAGCGGGCCCCAGGUACAGCCGUCGUCAUGUGGCUGCUUCCAAGGCGGCGUGGCCUUAUUGUCAAGGUCCUAUUGGUCGUGCCGGUCACCUGGCUUGUCAUCACGCUCCUGCUGACCUACACAGACAGGGUCCAGACACCUCAAAAUAGGGUAGCAUUUGAACCGGGGGCUCUCCAGCAGCAGCAGCAGCAGCAACCACAGCAGAAGCAACAGCAGGAUCAACCACACAGGCCUCAGCCACAGGGUGACGAGCCUGCAAAAGGGGGCCAGGACCUUCUGCCUGAGAAACAAGGUGUUGACGAAAGCGAGCACGUAGCACCGCUGGCACGAAAGCGUGCCAAUCGGGAAAAGGCACUCUCCAAGGAGGAACACAAAAAUGAAGUGGACCAUGCUCCAGCGCCUGUCGGAGUGCUGGCUCCACCUCGGAACCCUGACGGCCCCGGCGAAAUGGGUCGACCCGUUGUGCUGAAGGACUUGACCAAGGAACAGGAGGCGAAGGUUAAGCUGGGCUGGGACCGCAAUGCUUUCAACCAGUACAUCAGUGAUAUGAUCUCGCUGCAUCGGUCUCUGCCAGAUGUUCGAGACAGCGAGUGCAAGGAUGAACGCUACCUUAAAGAUCUUCCCUCAACAAGUGUAAUUGUAUGCUUCCACAAUGAGGCCUGGAGCGUGCUCCUGAGGACUGUACACAGCAUCAUUGACCGGUCACCCCCCAAGCUAUUACACGAGAUCAUCUUGGUGGAUGACUAUUCUGACAUGCCUCACCUGAAGCAGAAGCUGGAGGACUAUGUUGCUCAUUUCCCAAAAGUAAAGAUUGUGCGUGCUCAGAAGCGGGAAGGCCUUAUUCGUGCUCGGCUCCUGGGUGCUGCUGCGGCCACAGCUCCCGUGCUUACCUACUUGGACUCUCAUUGCGAGUGCACUGAAGGCUGGCUGGAGCCCCUGUUGGACAGAAUAGCUCGGAACUCUACCACUGUUGUGUGCCCUGUGAUUGAUGUGAUCAGCGACAGCACAUUCGAGUACCACUACAGGGACUCUGGAGGUGUGAAUGUCGGUGGCUUUGACUGGAAUUUGCAGUUCAGUUGGCAUGCAGUUCCUGAGCGAGAGCGUCAACGCAGGAAGCACUCGUGGGAUCCUGUCUGGUCUCCUACGAUGGCCGGAGGUCUGUUCUCUAUAGACAAAGCAUUCUUCGAGAAGUUGGGCACUUACGACAGUGGUUUCGACAUCUGGGGUGGAGAAAAUCUGGAGUUGUCGUUCAAGACAUGGAUGUGUGGGGGAACACUAGAAAUUGUACCAUGCUCACAUGUAGGCCACAUCUUUCGCAAGCGUAGCCCCUACAAGUGGCGUUCAGGUGUCAAUGUGCUACGACGGAACUCUGUGCGUUUGGCAGAAGUCUGGCUGGAUGAGUACAAGCAGUACUACUACCAGCGUAUUGGUGAUGACCUGGGUGACUUUGGAGAUGUGAGUGCCAGGAAGCGACUUAGGGACAACCUCAAGUGUCGCUCAUUUGAUUGGUAUGUGCGCACCAUCUAUCCAGAGCUCUUUGUACCUGGAGAUGCAGUUGCCUCUGGAGAGGUUCGUAACAAGGGACAGGGUGGCAGUAGUUGCCUGGACAGUCCUUCUGGUCGGGACAACAUGCACAAGCCUGUUGGCAUGUACCCAUGCCACGGACAAGGAGGCAACCAGUACUGGAUGCUCAGCAAAGAAGGCGAGAUCCGUAGAGAUGAGGCAUGUCUCGACUAUGCUGGGUCCGAUGUUAUCCUCUACCCAUGCCAUGGAUCCAAGGGUAACCAGCUAUGGAUCUAUGAUGAUGCGAGUGGCACAGUUCAGCAUGGUAGCAGUCGGAAGUGCCUGGAGAUGUCUGAGGACCGCCAGAAAGUGAGCAUGGAGAUCUGCUCUGGGAGCCUCAGGCAAAGCUGGAUCUUCCAGAACUACAACAAGACCAAGGCCAUUAAGAUUUCCAGUAGGGGCCACUAGGUUGCUGUGAACAACCCAGCCGCUGCUGCAAGGGAUUUCUCAUUGCACAGGACCUCAUAAUAUAAGUGAUUGAAGUCAAACAAUACGAGAAAAUGUGGACAAUUUAAAGGUGUGUGCCAGCAGUGGACUGGUGGUGCGGUAAUUGUCGUGAGAGUGCAUCAGCUCAUCGGUCACAUCACCUCGGCCAGACAUCGGAAGGGUGCCCGGCUGCAUUUCUAUUCGUCUGCCUCCUGUUCACUGUGCUGAGUUCAGGAUUUCAGUUGCAGUUGACCCCUGCUUUGAUGUUUUGUUGCUGGACCUGCUGUCCUUUUGACCAAGUUCUUGCAAAAUGGAGGCAAACAUGGAUUCAGGUGACUACCAAGUUCAGAAGGAUGUCUUUUGGUACGUACUACAGGCCUUCAUCCUCUAAGGUUGGCAGAUUGAGCGAAGACUUUGCCGAGCACCCUUACGAAGUGCCAAGAAUCAAAAAUGCUGGAAGUUCGAGGUGCUUCCACACAGAGUGGCUGCAAGUGUUUCGCCAACAGUGCCUCAUCUGUGAAUUUUUUCAUCCGUGUUUUGAUGAGUGCUGACUGUUAUGUUUUCUUUAUUCGAUUGACUUUUCUGUGUCAUUGUUGCUGCUGUUAUUGUUUGCAGGGAUGCCUUUGCAAGCUGCAAAGACUGAAGCACAUUGUUAUUGGCAAGGCAUCCCGCAAAGACUGUGUAACAAAUUUACCACUUCGUUGAAGGUGUAUUUUUGCAAAAACAAAACAAACUAUGAACAGUGUGCUGCCAGCAGCUUAGCUGCACACAAGUGGUCCUCUGAUUUCAGCACACACACACAUACAAAUGAAAAGCACAUGUUUUUGUACCACAUGAGCCACUUGCAAGUCGUGCAACCAGAGUUUAUAACCACGAGUAUAUUUCUUUAAAUCGCUGCACAAAAAUUGCAUGCUUUCGGUCAUCCCAUUAAAAUGGCCAGGAAAUUUAGAGCGUUCAGUCCAUCAGGGUGUUUGGGCAGAUAAUAUUUCUUUGUGUUUUUAUGUGUAGAGUUGUUGAAGUUGUUCCUUUAGGCUUUUUUUUUUUUCCGUCUUGAAGGUGGUGUGGGUUCUGGGAAAUUGCUUUCUUCUACUUUUAAAAAUCGAAAUAUAGCAUCUGCCAUGUUUUAUGUGCUUUGGUUUUUCUCUGUCAUAAUUUGUAGCAUUCCAUCUUUUCUAGUCAGUUUAUGCAUUCCAGUUUUUUCUGUUUUCCUUUUUGGCCCUACAUACAUCUCUGUACAAAGUGGUGGUUUUGAAAGGGAAAUGACUUGCGUGUGCAUGUGUUUAACUUGCACCAUAGGUUUCAGAACUGUGCCUUAUCAAAAGUAAUGUUUGCAACAAAACUUUUUUUUA